Molecule: messenger RNA, 735 nt
Organism: Aaosphaeria arxii CBS 175.79
Lineage: Eukaryota; Fungi; Ascomycota; Dothideomycetes; Pleosporales
Exons: 1
Coding region: 211-660 (149 amino acids)
Source: RefSeq, a predicted model, not a curated record
CGCGUAGCCGUGCAUAUUGCUUUGUACACUUGUACAUACUCUACAUACUUUUGGCUGUACUUUACUGUCCUGUGAUAGUGUGGUACAUGCGCGCACACAAUCAGAUUGUCAGAGUACGGGAGUGAAUAGGGAUAAUGUACUCCGUAGAGACCGUGUAGACAGGCGAUCAGCACUGCACCGUGACCACAGCUGUAUGUGCAGUACUCCGAAAUGGUUCUCGCCAGUCUGCAAUCUCUAUCCAGCCAGUUUGUUGCACAAACACCAAUCCUAUCCCCUUCCGCUCCCUUCCCUCUGCACCGUAUCUCCCCCUCCCCCCUUCUCAAAGUCGGACCCCACCCCCUAUGGCCAAAGCAAAAGAAGAAGAAUCAAAAAAAGUCAAGACUCAAGACCACUUAUCCGUGUCUUGUGUUUGAAAUUCCGCAUCCACGCGUACCAACCUACGUAUGUACCUAUGUACUAGUAACGGUGCAAGUACUUACGUGGAGCCCGGAGCCGUCAUUACACAUUCGGCUACUGCCUCGUACUGUACAAGUAGUCUAUCGCCCUGGAAUGUGGGAGAGAGAGGAGACGAAUGGGAGUCUGGGCGCGGUGGCCGCGUAUACACAGCGGUAUACACACAGAGUUAGGCUAGGAGGUUUCAGAUGCGCCACUCCUCCAUAGGAAUAAUGUGAAAUGAUGAUGACGCGCGCCACUGCAAAACAUCAUCCAACAAUCCAGAUUCCAGAUUCUACAUAC